Phodopus roborovskii (desert hamster) is the source of this 1281-nucleotide messenger RNA. RefSeq names its product dual specificity phosphatase 12 (gene Dusp12). Gene Ontology annotation, molecular function: protein tyrosine/serine/threonine phosphatase activity. Gene Ontology annotation, cellular component: nucleus. NCBI's taxonomy places the organism in Eukaryota, Metazoa, Chordata, Mammalia, Rodentia, Cricetidae. Gene Ontology annotation, biological process: protein dephosphorylation. The record is from RefSeq and is a predicted model, not a curated record. The transcript is spliced from 6 exons. The coding region runs from base 37 to 1056 and encodes 339 amino acids.
GGCCGGGCAGCGGCCGCCUGCCUUCCAGGCGCCGCCAUGUUGGAAGCGCAGGGCUUGAACCAUGGCGGCGAGAGCCAGACUGCGGUUACCAGCCCUUCCAGCUCGGCUGGGCGCACCGUGGAAGUGCGGCCAGGACUGUAUCUGGGUGGGGCAGCGGCGGUGGCGGAACCAGACCACCUGAUGGAGGCCGGCAUCACCGCCGUGCUGACGGUGGACUCGGAACCGGGUUUCCAGGCUGGGGCUGGGUUCGAAGGUCUGCGGACUCUCUUCGUGCCGGCGCGGGACGAACCCGAGACCGACUUGCUCAGCCACCUGGAUCGCUGCGUGGCCUUCAUCGGCCAGUCCCGAGCCGAGGGACGUGCGGUGUUGGUGCACUGUCAUGCAGGAGUGAGUCGAAGUGUUGCUGUAGUUACUGCCUUUAUAAUGAAGACAGAACAGCUUCCCUUUGAAAAGGCCUAUGAAAACCUCCAGACUAUCAAGCCAGAAGCAAAGAUGAAUGAGGGAUUUGAAUGGCAACUGAAGUUAUAUGAGGCAAUGGGAUACGAAGUGGAUACUUGUAGUGCAAUUUACAAGCAGUACCGAUUGCAGAAGGUGACUGAGAAGUAUCCAGAGCUUCGGAAUUUACCUCAAGAACUCUUUGCUGUUGACCCAACUACCAUCUCACAAGGAUUAAAAGAUGACAUCCUCUACAAAUGUAGAAAGUGCAGGCGAUCUUUAUUUAGAAGUUCUAGUAUUUUGGAUCAUAAUGAAGGAAGUGGACCAAUAGCCUUUGCUCACAAGAGAACGUCACCAUCUUUGGUACUUACCACAGGGAGUCCAGCUCAGUGUACAUCCUACUUCAUUGAACCUGUACAGUGGAUGGAAUCUACUUUGUUGGGAGUAAUAGAUGGACAGCUUCUUUGCCCAAAAUGCAGUGCCAAGUUGGGUUCCUUCAACUGGUAUGGUGAACAGUGCUCGUGUGGACGAUGGAUAACUCCUGCUUUUCAAAUACACAAGAAUAGGGUGGACGAAAUGAAAAUGUUGCCAGCACUGGGAUCACAAGCAAGGAAACUAUGAACUCAGGACACAGCUUGGAAUAAAACCCAAUGAAACAUACUUCUCUUGAUUAUUAUCUUUCAUAGUAGAGAUCAAAUUUUCAUUUGGAGUGUCCAAAGAUCAAUACUGUAGUAGAUAUGUGUUGGUAGCUUAUACAUGGUAUAUGAUGUAUAUGCAAUACUUCAUUGGACAAUCCAGGCUUUUAAUCAUGUAAUUUUCAUUUGACAUUAAAAUCUCUUGUAACCA